This is a messenger RNA of Marchantia polymorpha subsp. ruderalis, 765 nucleotides long. The record is from the annotation of a GenBank genome assembly. NCBI's taxonomy places the organism in Eukaryota, Viridiplantae, Streptophyta, Marchantiopsida, Marchantiales, Marchantiaceae.
AUGCUCAAGCAUAUUGCCUCUCAUGGCUUCAUUGUCGUGGCCCCCCAGAUGUACAUUUUUGCCACGGCAGACUCAAUGGAUGAGAUAACCUCUGCAGGGUCCGUGCUAGAUUGGUUUUCUGUUGGUCUGGAAGAUGCUCUCUCACAGCGUGUACCAUCUGUCAAGGCGGACUUGAAAAGGGCUGCAGUGGUCGGUCACAGUCGAGGAGGAAAAGUGGUGUUCGGUAUUGCGACGGGCGUCUGUCACACGAGCUUAAAGAUUUCUGCUUUGGUGGGUAUUGACCCACCAAAGCACGGCACGGGAAUCGGACACCAAACGAAACCGCCAAUUCUCCAGUACUCGCCUCACUCCUUGGAUCUGAAGAUUCCCACUCUCAUCAUUGGAGCAGGCCUGGGAUCUGUGGGAAGAUUUCUGUUUCCUCCUUGUGCUUCUAAAGGUGUCAAUCACGAAGCCUUUUUCUCCGACAGUGCUUCCCCUGCUUUCCAUUUCGUUGCUCCGGACUAUGGACACAUGGACUACCUGGAUGAUGUGUGCCCAGGAGCCCAGGGCUGGAUUGCCUCUUGGUUAGGCAUAAAUGGUCAAGCAAGAGAGCCUAUGCGCAGAUUUUCUGCUGGCAUAGUGGUUGCAUUCUUGCAAGCAGCACUGCUUCAAGAUUCGUCACAGCUUGCGAACGCAAUUUUGGAACCAUCUCUGGCACCGGUGAAGUUGGAAACUCCGGGAGUGUUCGGCACUCUAGCAGAUGUCACCAGCUAUUCCAGAGACUAA